Solanum dulcamara is the source of this 2166-nucleotide messenger RNA. RefSeq names its product receptor-like protein kinase HERK 1. Gene Ontology annotation, cellular component: plasma membrane; plasmodesma. Gene Ontology annotation, molecular function: ATP binding; transmembrane receptor protein tyrosine kinase activity. NCBI's taxonomy places the organism in Eukaryota, Viridiplantae, Streptophyta, Magnoliopsida, Solanales, Solanaceae. The record is from RefSeq and is a predicted model, not a curated record. The transcript has 2 exons. The coding region runs from base 497 to 1447 and encodes 316 amino acids. Gene Ontology annotation, biological process: protein autophosphorylation.
CUAAAAUUCACAUCAUAAGCACUUUUAUCCAAACACUCAACUGCUUUUUUAUAAAAAUAACUUUCAACACUUCAAAAUUAUAAAAGCAAUUCAUACAUAAAAGUUACUUUUUUUAAGUCAAUUCAAACGGGCUCAGGAAAGAAGGAAGUCACAAAUGAAACUUUAAAUUUCACUAUAUUGAAAACCUUUGAAAUGUCAGAGAAAAGAAGAAAGGGCUGGAAAAAAAAAAGCAAAAAAACUAUGAAAUAUAAAUGUGUAUUUAAAAAUUAACUAAUACAUUAGGGGAUAUUUGACUAUUUUCUCAAAAUAGUGGGUUGUCUUCUCGGUUCUUUCUCACUAGGUUUCCAGAGAUAAGAGGGAGAGGUGCACAAUAACUAUCCUAAAUCUGUGCUGUACAGUAAUACUUCUCAGUCUCUCAUCUUCUCCAAAUCUCCAUUCUUCUGAUAAAUAGAAGCAGCUUAAAGAUAUUAUUAGUGUACGUUGCACUCCACACACCAUGGGAAACAAGUAUUCGAAGGGAAUAAAUUCCAUAAGUGAUGCGAAUUAUCUUGUUCCUGUUGAAAGUGGUGGAAUUCCUUUUGGAGCUUUGCAGGAAGCAACUAACAACUUUGAUGAGAAUAUGGUUAUUGGAGUGGGUGGCUUUGGAAAGGUUUAUAGGGGUGUUUUGUGUGAUGGCACAAAGGUGGCCGUGAAAAGGGGUAAUCCUGCGUCCAAACAAGGUCUUGCAGAGUUCCAAACAGAAAUUGUGACACUGUCUCAGCUCCGUCAUCCCUGUCUGGUUUCAUUGAUUGGAUACUGUGAAGAAAAUAAUGAGAUGAUUCUAAUUUUUGAGUUCAUGGUGAAUGGGACCCUCAAGAGACAUUUGUAUGGGUCAGAUCUACCCAGUAUGAGCUGGGAGCAGAGGCUGGAGAUAUGCAUCGGGGCAGCCAGAGGUCUGCACUACCUCCAUACCAACGCAGUUAUACAUCGUGAUGUCAAGUCUGCAAACAUAUUACUUGAUGAGAAUUUUGUGCCAAAAAUUACUGAUUUUGGACUAUCCAAGGAAAGUUCUCAGCUUGAUCAAACUCAUGUUAGCACAGUCAUUAAAGGAACUUUUGGCUACCUUGACCCUGAAUAUUAUAGAAGGAACCAACUGACAGAAAAAUCUGAUGUUUAUUCUUUCGGUGUUGUUUUAUGCGAAGUUCUUUGUGCUAGGCCUGCCAUAGAUCCAUCUCUUCCGAGGGAGCAGAUCAGCUUAGCUGAAUGGGCAAUGAAUUGGCAGAAAAAGGGACUACUCCAAGGAAUCAUAGAUCCCAAUCUUGUUGGCAAAACAAGAUUUGAUUCCCUCAGGAAGUUUGGAGAAACAGCAGAGAAAUGCUUAGCUGAUUUUGGUGUAGAUAGGCCAUCUAUGGGUGAAGUGCUGUGGAAUCUGGAGUAUGCACUUCGUCUCCAAGAGCCAAUCAUUUAAGAUGAUCCGGAAGAAAACAGUACCAUCCUUGACGGAGAGAGCUCUCCACAAGUCAAUGCUUUCAGUCAUGUUGAUGCCAGUUUUGCUGCUGCUCAGAUUGAGAAAUCAAAUUUGGAUGAUCGCUCUGGUAGUCUGGCGAUGAGUAGUCUAGUUGAGUGUAGAUAACUAAAUGAAAGUGCUACAUAUUCCCUGAUCAUGUUGCAACCUUGAGGAAACAAAAGCUUGGUAAUCCAUUUUCUUCUUGCAUCCUGUUUAGUCAGUCUCUUGAGGAGAUCCAAAUUGUUUGCUCAGUGUUGUCAUCCAUUUGUAAACUCUUUUUGAAAAUGAAAACAGGAAAAUAAGUGAAAAACAUUGGCUGAAGCCAGCUUUUGCAUGGUGAAGUUUUUCUCUGUUUCCUGUUGAUCACCUUAUGAUGUCAUAUGAGGUAAGCGUUCUCUAGUAUGAAAUGUGAUCUUUGUUAUAUGGAGUAUAAUCAUAUUGUUGAGAGACUACUUGUUUGUAAAUCUCCAUUCAUUUUUUUCUAAUAAUGAUGGUGUCUGGACCAAUCUUUGACGCACUUUGUCUAUUUCUUCGGUACUUGUUAACUCACACCAACACAUGUAUCAAGUACCAUUCAAUUUUUUUCUUCUUAGAACAAGUAAUUAGGUUUCAUGUCAAAUUCCAUCAUAAUUCAAACUGUAAUUUUCUUAGGUUUCUGCAAUACAUCCUUACUUGUCAUA